UGCCACGGGGCAGCCGAGGCGGCCCGAGGUCCCCCAACCCCCGUCCAGCUCCAGAUCCGGGAUCCCAGGGCCGGCUACCGCACCCCGAACUCUCUGGGCCAGAUGGGGGAUCUUCGUCAAGAUCCAGCCUCCGAGCCCGAAUCGGUGUUCCCGAGGGAGGUCGGGCUCUUCGCUGACUCUUACUCGGAGAAGAGCCGGUUCCGUUUCUGUGGGCACGUACUGAGCAUCACGCAGAACUUCGGGUCCCGCCUUGGGGUGGCAGCGCGCGUGUGGGAUGCGGCUCUGACCCUGUGCAACUAUUUCGAAAAUCAAAAUGUGGAUUUCCGAGACAAGAAGGUGAUCGAACUAGGCGCGGGGACCGGCAUCGUGGGGAUCUUGGCGGCGCUGCAGGGGGGGGAUGUUACCAUCACUGACCUGCCCCUGGCCCUAGAACAGAUCCAGGGCAACGUCCAGGCCAAUGUGCCAGCUGGAGGCCGGGCCCGGGUCUGUGCCUUGUCCUGGGGGAUCGAUCAACAUGUCUUCCCUGGCGACUAUGACUUGGUGCUGGGGGCUGAUAUCGUGUAUCUGCAGCCCACCUUUCCACUGCUGCUGGGGACCCUCCAACACCUGUGUGGGCCCCAAGGUACCAUCUAUCUGGCCUCCAAGAUGAGAGAGGAGCAUGGGACAGAGAGCUUCUUUCAGCACCUCCUGCCCCAGCAUUUCCAGCUGGAGCUGGCCCAGCGGGAUGAGGAUGAAAAUGUCAACAUCUAUAGGGCCAAGCACAGGGAACCAAGACCUGCUUGAUGUCACCCUUCUCCGAACUCCUUGUCUAAAUGAAGAAACGGCCAUAUCUUCAAAGCCAGGAACAUGAGGACCAAAAAGGAUGGAUUUCCCUUACUUUUCUCUUUUCUCCUUCCCUCUUAGUUCUCCCAGAUACUUUUGGGUUGAUGCAGGGAGGUGCCUGCUUGCUAGGAAUCCUUGAGCCCCAGCAGCACUGGGUUAGAGCAGAAAGGAAGUUCCCGGCUCCUGUUCUCAGCAAAGGAUGAUGGGAGGAUAGCCAGGGUUUUCAGUAGGGAAAGGGAAGGUAAAUGGGAUGCGAGAGCAGUGACUGCAGAGAGACUGUCGUUGAUCACUUCCAGUCCUGUUGUCUUUUUAUACAGAAUAGAUUUUUUUUUUUGCCAGAUUCUACUGGAAUAUUUUUUAUCCUCACCAAAGGGCAUUUUGUUGUUGUUGCUGAUUUUAGAGAGAGGGGAAGGGAGACAGAGAAAUAUAGGUGUGAGAGAAACAUCGACUGGCCGCCUUCUGCACACUCCUGGACCAGGGAUCGUAUGUCCCUGGACUGGGGAUGGAACCCACAAUCUAUGUAUGUGCCCUGACCGAGAAUUGAAGGAAGACGGUCCAGCCAACUGGGCCACACUAGCCAGGGCUCUACUGGAAUAUUUUUUAAAGGGAAAGAAACAUGAGCAUUAAAGAUCUCUUCUGCAUCCAAAGAACGCAGGCUUUUUGUUUGGGUUUUGGGAAGUAAGAAGUCCCAGACCACUCACUUCUUGCUUCUAGAGAUACUCUGGUGGGAUUGUGGCUCUGACUGGGUCAAGUCCUCCCAGGCCUGGAGCUGGGGAUAGGCAGCAGAGCUAUCCUUUGGCCUGUAGUUUCUUCAUCCUUUUUGGAGUUGGGGCCUUGAUCACUAAGUACUAGGUUGUUCAUUUGAUUUUUAUCUAGGUUUCCAAGUCCUGUCAGCCCUUCCUUCCCAAUGUGUUUUGCCUUCACCUCUUUUCUCUUCCCACUGUAGUAACUCUGGUUGGGGCUAUCCUUACUCCUUGGGCCACAUAUCACUUCCUCUGGCCUCCAGGCCUCUAACUCUUGUGAUUUUCUAAAAUCAGCCCUGAUUACCUUCUGCUGUUGCCUACAGAAGCAAGAAUAAGCUCCUCUGCUUGGUACUCAGUCUAUCCUGUGUAAUCCCAAAUUACCCUUGAUUUCAUUUCCUACUGAUUUCUAAAAUGUGUUGCAACCUUGGGCCAAAUUAUAAAAGGUCUAUUCUUUGUUCCCUAAAUGUACACCAAGAUUCCCUGACUUCUUUCUUCAUUCUAUUUGAUGAUUCCCUUUCUGAAAGGUCUAUUUGUGUUUGUCAGAAUCUUCAUUACUCUUAGUCUUUAUUCUGAAAAAAAAGCUUUUUCUGACCCUUAUGUUUGGAUGUGAUUUCUUUCUCCUUUAACAUCCUUUAAAUGUUCAUCUUAUGAGACUUACCUUAUCUUGUGUAGUCAGAUGUCUGCUCCCUAUUUUCUCACCAUUAGAUUACUUUGGAGCGUAGGGCUGUGGUUUGCUUAUUUCUAAUUCCCUGAAGCUUUGGCACAGUUUCUGGCACACCGUAGUGUUCAACAAAUAGCUUGCUCAUUUAAACAAGUAUUUAUUGGGUUUGUUGACGGGACCGAGCCCCCACCUCCCUAGGCAACCCCUGGCAAAUUUCUGGAUCCAUCCACCUACCUCACAAUUUUGUCUUAAGUCAAAAAUGGUUAAUGAAUAUGAAAGAGCAUUGGAAAUAAAGAAACGAAGUGU
This is a messenger RNA of Phyllostomus hastatus (greater spear-nosed bat), 2532 nucleotides long. RefSeq names its product EEF1A lysine methyltransferase 3 (gene EEF1AKMT3). Gene Ontology annotation, cellular component: cytoplasm; cytosol. The transcript is spliced from 3 exons. Lineage: Eukaryota; Metazoa; Chordata; Mammalia; Chiroptera; Phyllostomidae. The record is from RefSeq and is a predicted model, not a curated record. Bases 103 to 783 code for a protein of 226 amino acids. Gene Ontology annotation, biological process: peptidyl-lysine methylation. Gene Ontology annotation, molecular function: protein-lysine N-methyltransferase activity.